AUGUGCCUGAUUGGGCACGAUGUCAAGGUCAAUGUCAUUGCGCCGCACUUGGUUGAGGAGCCCUGCAUCCAAGGCCACAACGGCAGCGGCUCCGUCUUCUCCUCCGGCUGCAAUUUGAGGUGUACAUUUUGCCAAAACCACGACAUCGAGCGCCAGCGCAAGGGCCUCGACCUCUCGCCCGAGGAGCUGGCUGGCGCAAUGGUACCUUAUGGAAGCUGCAGGACGUGGGCGACGUGCACAAACAUCGAUCUCGUGACGCCCGAGCUCGUUCGUCCCGCGGGCAGGUCGCGCUCUCGACCCUAG
Anthostomella pinea is the source of this 303-nucleotide messenger RNA. The record is from the annotation of a GenBank genome assembly. Lineage: Eukaryota; Fungi; Ascomycota; Sordariomycetes; Xylariales; Xylariaceae.